This is a messenger RNA of Nematostella vectensis (starlet sea anemone), 3052 nucleotides long. RefSeq names its product gamma-aminobutyric acid receptor subunit beta-like. NCBI's taxonomy places the organism in Eukaryota, Metazoa, Cnidaria, Anthozoa, Actiniaria, Edwardsiidae. Gene Ontology annotation, cellular component: neuron projection; synapse; membrane. The transcript is spliced from 10 exons. Gene Ontology annotation, molecular function: neurotransmitter receptor activity; chloride channel activity; transmembrane signaling receptor activity. The coding region runs from base 334 to 1827 and encodes 497 amino acids. Gene Ontology annotation, biological process: chemical synaptic transmission; chloride transmembrane transport; regulation of membrane potential. The record is from RefSeq and is a predicted model, not a curated record.
GGUUCGAUAGUUUCAUGCUAUUAGAAAACUCCAGUCAGAUUUAAUCAAUGCUUCUUCACUAUUUUGCACGCCUGUGGGGGAACUUCCGACGCCAAAUAUAUAACCUUCUAGCGAAAAGCAAGGACGUUCUGUACCGUUGCUUACAUUUUUAUAGCCUGUUUGUAAUGACGAGCGCUUGCGGUCUGUAUAAAAUAUUGACGACAGACAAUAACUGAUCGAUCAGUUAGAGGAGUUUAUGGAUCUGAUGGAAAAGCGCUCCUUUUCUGGACAAUACGUAAACAUGCCAUCGUGUGUGCAAUAGCAACGUAGCUGUAGCCCAGAAAGAACAGACCCAUGGCGUCUCGAAAAACGCUUAAGACAGCGGUUGUCAUCUUGCUGUUUUACAAGAUCUUUGGUUCGUGUUCGUCGAGUGAAAAUAAGAUUUCCGCGGAGGAAAAGAAAAGUCGCGAAGAGGCGCAUAAGCUUUCGGCAUACAUCAAUGAUAUUCUUAAGACGUACGACAAGAAAGCGAGGCCGAACGCGGGGGGUGAUGCCGUGCAAGUUAUGGUCGAGGGAAAAGUUGUGGCGUUUGGAGAACUGAAGGAAGCUAGCAUGGAAUACUCCAUGGACAUCUUUUUCCGUCAGUGGUGGUACGAUCCACGAUUCGCUCACAACUUCAGCAAACCCUUCACCAUGGCCGCGGACGCGACCAAGAUUUUUUGGACACCGGACACUUACUUUGUCAAUGUAAAGAACUCCAAAUAUCACCACGUGACGCGGGAGAACAUGCGUGUGAUGAUAGACCCCGAUGGCAGAAUCUACUUCAGCACCAGGAUCACCCUAACUCUACAGUGCGACAUGGAUUUCAGGCUUUUUCCUAUGGACACGCAGCAUUGCCCUGUCGUCAUCGAGAGCUACGCAUACACCGUGGCAGAUGUGGACUUCAGCUGGAAAAUCAAAGAGAAGACGCAAGGAAUCGAGAUCGUAUCCCAAGAGAUGGCACAGUUUGAUCUUUUGGGCGUGGUGACGAGCUCUAAGGAUACAGGCGACAGUAAAACCACUUUUGCGAGCCUUAAGGCUGUGUUCUCGUUUAAGCGCCGUAUUGAGUUCUUCAUCUUUUCGGCGUUCACGCCCGCCAUCAUACUGGUCAUUCUGUCGUGGUGCUGUUUCUGGAUUUCCAGCCAAGCUGUACCUGCCCGAGUCUCACUAGGUAUCACGACCAUUCUCACCACCAUUCUCCUGUCCAGCUCAGUAAACUCAAACAUGCCCCGGGUGAGCUACAUCAAGUCCAUUGACUACUUCUUGCUUACCAACUUCGGCUUCAUCUUCUUUUCGUUUCUUGAGUACGUGAUCGUACUUAACACAAACCCUGAACCGAAGUGGAUCAAGAUCUUCAAAGAGCGCGUCAAAGCCGCCAGGGAGGCAGAUGUAACGAGGGAUUCUAACGGACGAGAGACCCCGAUGCAAAUGACACCAAUUAAAAAGUGCGGACCGGUAGUAGGUUCAGAGAGCCACGUACACGUACAAGCCUUUGACAAAUCUGGACGCGGCCGGGAUGUGGCCACCGUCGUUAUUCCCAAGGAACCCACGAGCCAAGACCCCUCCGUUGUCGUGGUAACCACACAUGCUAAUGAGCCCCCGACGGUGACGCGGCGUAGAAAGUCUGAUUUCCCGCGAAACAGGGAGCCCGCCAAGAAGUCUGAGCCUGCGCCCAAGCCUAAAGUACACUGGGUGGACUAUGUUUCCCGCGCGCUUUUCCCGGCAGCGUACGUCAUGUUCCUAGGGUUCUAUUGGAUAUCUAGCCUAGCUGCGUCAGAAUUACAAGCCGCGAGGAUGGGACAACCAUGAAGGGGGAACGGGUUAAUCAUGUUGGCUCAGAUAACGACAAACUUUUAUAUGGGAAUGAAUGUAACAAAAAAAAACUAUCCUAUACAUCGAGGAUACAAGGGUUUACUUUACUGACUGUGGUCACAAGCUGAAAUUAUUUCGAACGAGUUAUCCAGUGAAGUUAUCUUUCUUCAAAAAUCAGAGGAACAGGCAUAGGGCAGAGCAAUACUGAGCUUUGAACCUGGACGACGACGACUAAGGGCCAAUGAGCUGUUUAGCUUUUGGUAUUUCUCUGCGUGCAACAUAGCCUGUUUUCUGGUGCAUAUCCAUGUUCAUCUUUAUGCACUGAGGAGAUCUAACCAUGGACGACAACCACAUGGCAUUUGUAUCUUGACCCUUUGUGCAAUGUUGCGUUCAUAGUGGCCAAGUAGACUGGGCCUGCAAAAAUGAUUUGAGGCAUGUACAUCGAAGUUACAAGUGCAGGGAUUCAUCGCAAGUAGAAGUAAAGGAUUAAAACAGCGCUUUCGCUGUAAUCCAAUGCAACCAUCAAUACGCGUGUGAUUACAGACUCGCAGUUACAAUACAUUCAAAUACACGCGGUAACACAUUUAAGCUACUCUUAUACGUGUAGUUCUCACGCGUGUCUCCAUACACAUGCGGAGUUAAAGUACACUCAAAUACACGCGGUUACAAUCUUAAUCGAAGCUGAUCACACGCCCAUGCGUGUAGCUCUCGCGUGUCUCUCGCGUGUCUGUCACACGUGGAGUUACAGUACACACGCAAAAUACACUACAUGUCAAAUCCAAACCAAUCAUACGCCAAUAGUUCGUGUAUUUCCCGCAAGUCUUCCAAAACGCGGAGUUGACAGUAGCAUAUUCAAAAUACUGUCUGUAAUACCUCUUCCUCCAAAGCAAUUCGCAUGCUGUCGAAGAUUUUCUUACGCAUGCGUAGUUGGGUUUCCUGGUCGUCUACUAGCAAAAACGUUUGAUUAUUACGAUAACUGGGCCGGACUAUUAUAACAAAACUCAUUUAGGUUGUCCUAGGCAUAGUUUAGACGCUUUUAUUCAUGUACCGCUCCAAAUGCCAAAGAACGAAGUCGAUUGUGACAUUUGCGUGCAUUUGGGUUAUUGGGAACAUGAAAGGAACGGCGUCUAAACUAGGAAUUGGAUGUUUCUACUCUUUAGAAGUAGUUUAUGACUUAUAAUGUAGGCGAGUUGAAAACCGAUUAAACAGAUUUUAGAAUUGU